Messenger RNA from Nomascus leucogenys (northern white-cheeked gibbon), 7228 nucleotides. NCBI's taxonomy places the organism in Eukaryota, Metazoa, Chordata, Mammalia, Primates, Hylobatidae. The record is from RefSeq and is a predicted model, not a curated record.
ACUCCUGCCAGGGGAGAAGACAUGUAAACGUGCCUCCAGAGGAAGGGCUGGGGGAGCUGGGAGUGGCGGGGGCGGCGGAAGGUGAGCCUGGGAAGGUGGCCAAGCGCCCCUUCUUCUUGGGCCCUUCCCAGUGCUCCCUUGGGGUGUCAGCCCCAGCCCCGUUUGCCCCCACUCCGCCUCCCUUUUGGAAGGGAUUGCCUUUUUUUUUUCCUCUGCGGCGGCGGAAAUGACAGUGUGGUGCUGCCGUGGUGUCAUGGUGCUGCCCCUGGACUGAGGGGCGAAAACUCUUAAGUUUAGCUCGGGAGGCCCAGCUGCGGUAGCAUCGCGGCCGCCGUGCUAUCCCCUGCGGGGCGCGCAGGCUGGCGGAUCCCGGCUGCUGCGCGGCGUCGGCGACGGUAGCGGCAGCGGCGGCGAAGGCGGGCGGCGGCCUAGAGUGGUGGCGGCGGCGGCGGCGGCGACCGGGGCCCGGGAGCUCGCGCCGGAGCCCGAGCCAACCCGCUGCGGAGGCAGACGAGAGCCCAGCGCCCUCGAGCGAGCGGAGGAGAUGGCUGGCACCUGGGAACGCUAUGGAUGAAAGCCCAGCCUCCGUGGUUCUUAAUGCCUCAGGAGGAUUAUUUUCACUAAAGAUGGAAACACUGGAGUCUGAAUUGACCUGUCCAAUCUGCCUAGAGUUGUUUGAAGACCCCCUUCUGCUCCCUUGUGCUCACAGCCUCUGCUUCAGCUGUGCCCAUCGCAUUUUGGUCUCAAGCUGCAGCUCUGGUGAAUCCAUUGAACCCAUUACUGCUUUCCAGUGUCCUACCUGCAGGUAUGUUAUCUCGCUGAACCACCGGGGCCUGGAUGGCCUCAAGAGGAAUGUGACUCUGCAGAACAUUAUUGAUCGCUUCCAGAAGGCUUCAGUCAGUGGGCCCAAUUCCCCUAGUGAGAGCCGCCGGGAAAGGACUUACAGGCCCAGCACUGCCAUGUCUAGUGAGCGAAUUGCUUGCCAAUUCUGUGAGCAGGACCCGCCAAGGGAUGCAGUAAAAACAUGCAUCACCUGUGAGGUCUCCUACUGUGACCGUUGCCUGCGGGCCACACACCCCAACAAGAAACCUUUCACCAGCCACCGCCUGGUGGAACCAGUGCCAGACACACAUCUUCGAGGGAUCACCUGCCUGGACCAUGAGAAUGAGAAAGUGAACAUGUACUGUGUAUCUGAUGACCAAUUGAUCUGUGCCUUAUGCAAACUGGUGGGUCGUCACCGAGACCAUCAGGUCGCAUCCCUGAAUGAUCGAUUUGAGAAACUCAAGCAAACUCUGGAGAUGAACCUCACCAACCUGGUUAAGCGCAACAGCGAACUAGAAAAUCAAAUGGCCAAACUAAUACAGAUCUGCCAGCAGGUUGAGGUGAAUACUGCUAUGCAUGAGGCAAAACUUAUGGAAGAAUGUGACGAGUUGGUAGAGAUUAUCCAGCAGAGGAAGCAAAUGAUCGCUGUCAAAAUCAAAGAGACAAAGGUUAUGAAACUGAGAAAGUUGGCACAGCAGGUUGCUAAUUGCCGCCAGUGUCUUGAACGGUCAACAGUCCUCAUCAACCAAGCUGAGCAUAUCCUGAAAGAAAAUGACCAGGCACGGUUUCUACAGUCUGCAAAAAAUAUUGCUGAGAGGGUCGCUAUGGCAACUGCAUCUUCUCAAGUUCUGAUUCCAGACAUCAAUUUUAAUGAUGCCUUUGAAAACUUUGCUUUAGAUUUUUCCAGAGAAAAGAAACUGCUAGAGGGGUUAGAUUAUUUAACAGCCCCAAACCCACCAUCUAUCCGAGAAGAACUCUGUACUGCCUCCCAUGACACCAUUACAGUCCACUGGAUCUCGGAUGAUGAGUUCAGCAUCAGCUCCUAUGAGCUUCAGUACACCAUAUUCACUGGCCAGGCUAACUUCAUCAGCCUGUAUAAUUCAGUAGACAGCUGGAUGAUUGUGCCCAACAUUAAACAGAACCAUUACACAGUGCACGGACUCCAGAGCGGGACUCGCUACAUCUUCAUCGUUAAAGCCAUAAACCAAGCCGGCAGCCGGAAUAGUGAACCUACCCGACUAAAAACAAACAGCCAACCCUUUAAAUUGGAUCCCAAAAUGACUCACAAGAAGUUGAAGAUCUCCAAUGAUGGAUUGCAGAUGGAGAAGGACGAAAGCUCUCUAAAGAAGAGCCAUACCCCGGAGAGGUUUAGUGGCACAGGGUGCUAUGGGGCAGCAGGAAAUAUAUUCAUUGACAGUGGCUGCCACUAUUGGGAGGUGGUCAUGGGUUCCUCAACAUGGUAUGCAAUUGGCAUUGCCUACAAAUCAGCUCCAAAGAAUGAAUGGAUUGGCAAGAAUGCCUCCUCAUGGGUCUUCUCUCGCUGCAAUAGUAACUUCGUGGUGAGACAUAACAACAAGGAAAUGCUGGUGGAUGUGCCCCCACACCUGAAGCGUCUGGGUGUCCUCCUGGAUUAUGACAACAAUAUGCUGUCUUUCUAUGACCCAGCUAACUCUCUCCAUCUUCAUACUUUUGAUGUGACCUUCAUUCUUCCAGUUUGUCCAACAUUUACAAUCUGGAACAAAUCCCUAAUGAUCCUGUCUGGCUUGCCUGCCCCAGAUUUUAUUGAUUACCCUGAGCGGCAGGAAUGCAACUGCAGGCCUCAAGAAUCCCCUUAUGUUUCUGGGAUGAAAACCUGUCAUUAAGUUUCAGGAGAGCAUAUAAUUCACCAGCUCUCUAGUUCAGCAGUUCUUCCCCUCCUACACCUAAGUUAGCGUUCAAUAUAUGAGAUACAAAAUAAAGUUUGUUUGAAGCAUCCAAAAUAACUAGAUAUUGCAGAUUUAAUUUUUGUGCAUUAAAGCUUGUAUUUGAAUUAAUAUAUUGAGUUUUUCAGAACAAAUUAUCUGAGUAGUCUGUGUUCCAGCCAUUGGAGAAAAAUUUAGAAAAUGCCUCUGUUGUCAUUGGAGAAUUAAAAAUUCCCAAUGAUUUAAGAAUAUAAAUUAUAUUGGAAGCAAUUAGGGUAAUUCUAGUUAAAUAAUGUGGAAAGAUGCCCUGAAUAAGGAGCUAGCCAGCCAGAAGGGGGAGUGGUCAGCCUUUCUAGUACUGGCCAGUUUGGCCACAUAGAAUUUUGAACAGUGUCAAAUUAUCACAUAUUAUAUUUCACUUUUGAUGAAAACCUAUCAUCAAGGGUUUGUUAGGAAACCAUGAAUGUGUAUAUGUAAUACAUAAAGUGAACAUAUACGUACUUUAUAUAUAUUCACUUGUGACGUAUGCAUAUGUAUAUUCACUUUAUAUAUUACAUAUACACAAAAAACUUUUUUUUCCAAACACCAACUCAAACUAGAACAAAAAACUUUUUAAUUUGCUAAUUUGAGUGAGAAAUAUACUGGAGGGGAAAAUAAGUUACACCAUCCAUUUUUGUCCCCUAAAGGAAACAUCAAAAUCAGUCAACAUUUCUUUCCUCCCUCUAUCCAUCAUUGCCCUCCUCCCUCCUGUCAUGCACACAUACACAUGCAACCAUGACAUAGAUAAUGGGAAGAGCUUUAUUGGAUUAGCAGAGAUUUACAGACAAGAUUGCGCAAGAGAUGCUGUUGCUGGAUAGAAAAUUGAUCAGGUAGAAGUGAUGCUACCUACUUGAGGAUGGCCAUCUGAAUUGUUAAAAAUUCUGUCAUAGACUAUUAAAAAAAAUUUUACUAUUCCCAAGUACAUACAGUUAUGAGAAUUAGGCUUUUAAAAAGUUGCACAGUGAAGGCUCUUUAGGAACCUACUUAAUCAGUAAAAAUCGAGUAUUAUUGAUGCACCAACUAUUCCCAUAUAAAUGUACUUGCAUUUUCAGAUAAAACACUUCUGAAGUGCUCAAGAAUGUCUGAAAACAGUUUGUUUUCUUAAAUAGGAUAAAUAAUCAUUCCUUUUGCAAUCUUGUUUACAGUAUUCAUUCGCUUAGCCAAUCCCCCCAUGCAAAUGGAGACAUAAACUUCAUCCCAGUCCUAACCAGUAUAGUUGAAGGGAAUGGAGCCUUGUCAUCUAUGAUUUUUUUUUUAAUUUCCAUUGAAGGGAUUGGGGAUGUCAGAGAACCAGAGCUUUCCCCUUUCCAGGAGCUAAGUUGGCUUCGGAAUUCUUCUGGGAUUUGUGAAAACAUUACUGUUGUAAAAUUACGAAGUGGUAGCUGUAACAACGCCCUCAGAUUGGAGACUUGAAAUGUCAAAACUCACCUCUUCCUUUCCCCUAGUUUGGUGGAUGCCCAUUUAUUAAUUCAUUCGAUAAACUAUUAGAUGCCAGGUACCAAACUACUGCCAUGGGAGUGCACAUAUUAACAAAAUGCUCUACCUGCUGCCAAAUGGCUUACUAUUCUGUGGAAGAAACAAAGUAUAUAAUCCUCCCCAAUAACAGUUAUGUAUUGUUUGUUCACUUAAUGUGGAAAGCAAGACUGAUGCAGACACACAAGGAAGGCUCAAAAAUAUAAAUCCAGCAGCAACGUCAUCUUUUUUGAUUUUAAAGACCAUAUGUACUUACCGCUAAUAAGGAAAUGAACAACCUCAGUAAAAUUCAUCAGUGUUGGUAAAUAAUUUGCUGUAGUGGAAAUCUCAUAACCUUUGGAUUCAAAUGAUCCCAGUUUCUGUACCAUUUAUUAGCAUUGUGACCUAGGACAAGUACCUCACUUCUCUGAGCCUGUUUCCUCCUCUGUAAAAUAAUGUCUACUUCACAAGGCUGUUUCAAAGGUUAAAAAAGAUAGCAUAUGUAAACUGUCUAGCUCAGCGCUUGACAUUUCCUAAGUGUGCCAUAAAUAUUAAUCUCUUUCCCUACCCCCAGCUCCAAUACAGCGUAGCAGUGCUUUAAAAUGUAUGUCUUUCAUUUCUCAGUCACCUUUGUCUCUUCCCUAGGGCGUAUCCCCAAAUUCUUAAACAAAAAAAAAAUGAUUUUUUCCCCCUUCAUCAAACUUUUCACUGGCUCCCUUAGCACCCAGCAGAAGGUCCCAGCUCCUUACAGAGUCUGGCUUUUCAUGUCCCUGUUUGCUUACACAGCUUCAUGUUUUGCCACUUUCCCCCUCACACUGAUUAAGCCAGCCAAGUUUAACUAUUUACACAACUAUUUACACAAGUUAUUCUCUGGGCCUGCAGCAGAAACAUGAUUAACAAUUUUAAUGCCCAGAGUAAACAACAUAAAUUUUUCUUAAAUUAAAGGAAUAGUGUGAAAAUGCUGUAAGUACAGAAAAUGCAACCUCCAUCCCAGUAGAACAAUUUCCUUUGCCUUGUCCUUGGCUCUCCAAAACUCUUCAUUUAUUGUGGUGUCUUUUAGAUUUUAGUGCCCUGGGACAAAGAUCUAAGUUCCCCACCCUACUUUUGACUCUAUCCUUGACUACCUUUCCUCACCUCUAUCUCUCUCAACCAGACUAACUCUUUAUUCCUUAGACUUGAUGAUGCAUCCCUCUUUGGAGAUCCAAAGACACCCCAAGCAUCCCCCUCUCAGCAAUAAUCACAUUGUAUAGCAGUGUUUUUCAAAGCGUGGUCCUCACACCGCCUAUGUUAGAAUCACCUUUAGUGUUUGUUAAAACAAUUGAUUUUGGGUUCCCACUCCUGACCUAACCAGAAUAUCUGAGAACAUAGGCAGGAAUUUACAUUUUUGACAAGCUCCUCAUGAUUCUGAUGCACAGAAAAUUUUCAUGUAUAAUCAUCUUCCCUACUAGACUGAACACCUUGAGAGGAAGGACUGUGUCUUUUAUUGUUGUUAUAUUUUUAAUACCUGGCACAGUGCCUGGAACAUUAGCUUGGCUAAUGUUUAUUGAAUGAAUGUACGAAUGAAAAAAUGAUUUAUGAAAGUUUCCCUCUUGUACUCUUAUGUUCAUAGUGAUGUUUGUUACUUCCUGGGCAGAAAAGCUUGGUUACUACUCCAUUUGAGCUGUAUUAAUUCUAUAUUGCAGAGGUAUCAAGGCUCCUACAUAAUAAAUGAUCGUUGUCCUCCUCAAAAACUCUUUGGCAGUUAUCUUGGGGAAAUGUCUUUGGAGCAUAUGGCACCAUUCUUUUCAGCAACAUUUCAGUCUUGUCAAACUUUGUUGUUUGAAGGUGGAUUUACAUUUUGGUUAUAGCCAAAAAUCACUCAGAGCUCAGCCUACUUAGUAAAGUGGAGAAUUGAACUGGGUUUGGAGUAAGCAAUGAAGUUUGACUCUGAAGUCCCAAAUUCUGAGCCAAACAGUGAAAAAUGACUUCUAACAUACAACAUGGUGACAAAGUACUCAGUGGGGGUGCUAUGGGCCCCAGAUAUUUACUUCAGUUAACUUGGCUUUUAUAGAAUCCUGGCAAUGCCAUGGACCUUAAGAGAAGUAAUUGGCUACCUCCAGCUAAACCCAGCUGGACAAAGAGAAUAGGACCCGUAUUUAACAUUUUCAAAGAAGGUGACUCCAUAAGCUUUUGUUGUUGUUGCUCUACUCAACCUGUUCUCCACAACUGCUUCUACCAGAAGAUUAUUUUAUGUCUGCAAUUUAUGCUUGUUUCCACUUUUUAUAUUGUCUUAUUGAAGAAAGCACAAAAAUAAUCCAAAAUAAAGUAAAACCUGUUUUGAGAGGAUGAAAGAAAUUUUAAUGCCACAUUGAGGUUCUGGCUACUUGUAAGUAAGAGUAACUGCAUCUGGAUGUGUUUUUAUUAUACAAUUCUAUGUGUAUCUUUGGAUGCAGUGAAAUUCAGAUUGCAGCAAAAUCACUUAUCUGUUCUUUUUGGCUAAAACACUCUAGGUGAAUUUUCUAAACUUCCAUGGUUUACAUAUUUAUAUAUGACUACCAAGAUGGAGCAAUCCACGGAUGGACUUUUGAAUAAACUCAAAUAUUUGAUACUGCUUCCUCCAAGGAAUGGAGAAUGUCAGGCAGGUAGGUAAGAACCACUCCUACACUUAUUUCUAGCUCCUGAAGCCAACUGCAGCCUUGGAGCCAAUGGCUGUAUUUGGCUGUGUGUUACAGGUUGGCCAAACUGAUUGCCAUCAGGUCAGAUAAAACUGCCUUUUAUGGUGUAGUCUGCCAGCUUCAGACAUAUGCUGUAUUGUUGUUAUUGGCUAGACUAUUUAUUAGACUAUUGUUGGACUAUUUUUUAUCAAAUGCUUUACCCCACGCCUGUUUGUAUUGGGAGCUCUGGACCAAUAGUGUCUCUCCUAGUGACAGAAAUAUGAGCAUCUGUGGAUUACACAGCCUCAUCCCUCUCUACAAUGUUCCAGCCCAUCCAAAAUGCUAUAUUAUGAAUUAAAUAAAUAUAUAUGUAUUCAUGAA